Molecule: messenger RNA, 597 nt
Organism: Blastomyces dermatitidis ER-3
Lineage: Eukaryota; Fungi; Ascomycota; Eurotiomycetes; Onygenales; Ajellomycetaceae
Exons: 1
Coding region: 1-597 (198 amino acids)
Molecular function (GO): protein binding
Source: RefSeq, a predicted model, not a curated record
AUGGCUCGGAUGUCUGUUGUCCAUUCCGCACCUAGAACUCUUGGUGCUACUAUCACAGCCGCGGCACACUACCAAGGACGAGAAGAAGACCACUUCAAAUUUGAAAUCGUAGCUUCUGAUGCUGGCGGUGAGGUUGGUCGAUCAAUAUUCUGGCACUCGAUAGUGUGCAAGGAGAAUCUUGAAAAUAUGGCUUGUCUCCGCGGCCCCAUGGCGCGAACCAUGCUAGCUGAAAAGAACUCACGUUUUCGCUGUAGUGGUGAAGGAGACAAAGACUCUGGCAAAUGCAAAAUGUGUUAUCCAUUCCGAAUGGCCACGUGGGACUGGAAAUCGAGCGACAUACUGCAUAAUGGCUACUCUCGUGGCUUCCAUCAUGCGGUUCAUCAUGGAUCCACAGCGCUGGUGCGGUUGUGGUUAAGGUGCGGAGUAGACCUAUCUGCUCUCUGGGAAACUGCACUGUAUAUCGCAGUCUACUCUGGAAGGGCCGAUGUGCUGAAAAUGCUGAUGGAAAAGGGUGCCAACCCCAAAGAGUGGCGGGUUAGCCAGAUCGAUUCCCCAACAGUAUUGCACAUAGCAUCUAAAGGGAAAAGCGAAGCGUGA